CUGAAAUGUGAGUAGAGGGACUGAAGAAACGGUGAAUACCUAAUACAUACUCGGUGCUGUAACUAGUGUAACUUGUUACGUAUUUUGCAUUUGAUUUAUUUAACAGGAAUUCAGUGUUCAUAAUGCUAGCAGAUUAUAGUUUAAACUUUAUGUUAUAUUGGAAACUUUUUGACAUGCAACUAGAAAUUUGACCGAAACUUUGUUAAAUUAAUAAAUAUACAAUAAAUGGAUUUGUUGAUUUCGGAAGUAAAGCGACUAUGGAGUUGCUAAGAGGAAGAGUACUAAAAAGAAUACGACAUAAAUAAGCAGGAUCGCAUUAUAAGAUGGGUUCUAGACGCGAAGCAGUUACAAUUGGCGCACUGUGCGUGACGUGGUACGCGUUAAGUUCUGCAAGUAACGUGGUGGGAAAGCUGGUUCUAACAGAGUUACCGUUUCCUAUGUCAGUCACGAUGGUGCAACUUCUGUCCACAGUACUUUACAGCGCACCAGCUUUUGCUUUAUGUAAUGUCCGCCGAGCACCCUCGUUUCCAAAGCAAUAUUAUUUGCGUGUACUUGUACCACUAGCAUUCGCUAAAUUUUUUACAACUAUGUUCUCACAAAUCUCCAUAUGGAAGGUGCCAAUUUCAUAUGCACACACAGUCAAAGCCACCACACCUCUGUGGACGGCCGGUCUGGCGUGGGUGCUGUUCGGUGAACGGCAGUCGGCUGGUGUGCAGGGCGCUCUGGUACUGAUCGCGGCCGGCGUGGCCGUCGCGUCCGCCACCGAGAUGCACUUCGAUGCGCUUGGUCUCGGAGCCGCCCUCGCCGCUGCCGCGCUGCUCAGUCUGCAGCAUCUGUACUCCAAGCGUGUCAUGCGCGACACGGGGGUACACCAUCUGCGUCUGCUGCAGACACUGAGCGCCAUGGCGCUGGUGCUCCUGGUGCCGGCGUGGCUGGGGCUGGAGGCAUUGGCGCUGGGCGAGGCGGCGCCGGCGCGAGGCUGGGCGUACGCGGGCUCGCUCCUAGUGCUGGACGGCGCGCUGGCGUGGCUGCAGGCCGUGGCCGCAUUCAGCGUGCUGUGGCGCGUAUCGCCGCUGGCGUACGCGGUGGCGUCGGCCGCCAAACGCGCGGCGGUGGUGGCGGCGUCGCUGCUGCUGCUGCGCAACCCCGCUCCGCCGCUCAACCUGGCGGGCAUGGCGCUGGCGCUGCUGGGCGUGCUGGCCUACAACCGCGCCAAGCUGCGCGCGCCGCGCCCGCUGCUGCCCGUGUGACCGCCGCUGGUGCUCCUCGGACUGACUCGGUGAUCUCCGUCGCAUCGAGCACUACGACGGACCCUCGCUAGCUCAAGUUGAUAGUAAUAAAAUUUCAUAGACAAAGUGUAGUGUAAUGUAAGACAAAUACUUAGGAGUAUGAAAUUUGUUACCAUAUUUUUACAUUUAAUUAACGAUUUGGUCGGCUAGUCUCUAAUGGCAUUUAUUUUAGUACAGCUACUCAUUUCAACUUUGAUCCUAUAGUAUUAUUUUAUUUAGAAAAAAUAAUUUUAGGAGCCAGUCUUUUAUCCAUAAAAUCCUUGCUACUUUUACUUGUCGUAAGCAUUAAUCAUUUUGUACAGUGUUGCUAAAAACAUAUGCCAUUCUUAAUAAAACUAUAAAAAAAAUGUAGUCAGUUCAAUCCAAGAAUGCGAGACACGCCCCACUAUAACAGCUAAUGUAAGCGGCUCACUUCACCAUAGCAGUUGGAAAAAAGAGUUGGGCGCGCCAUCGUGGUUGAACUACAUGUACAGAAAUUUAGUUAACAUGAAAGAAGUGUUGUUGUUAUAGAAAGUGUAAAGAUUGUCAAAUAUUUAGCUACUUAAUAUGAGAAAAAUGUCAGUUAAGUCUGGUAGCUGUCACAAAAGCAAAAAAAUGCCCUGAGGUGAAUGUAUAUAUAUAGUAUAUAUAUUUAUAGUAUUUAUUAAAAGAUCUUUAGUUAAUUAAUACAUAUCAAAGGCGAGAUUAUGUAGAUGUUUGUAAAUAUUUAUUCAUUUUUCAGAAUGAGGCAAAGUAUAUUUCUAGUGUUUGCAUUGAAUAUUGGUAAAAAGUUUCGCUUAUUUGUGUGAAACUGGAGUCAAAUGAAGUGAUAUUUUGAAUUUCGUAGCAGUAUAUUGUUUUGUUUGAUCAGAACACCGGCUUUCAUUGGUGGGCAGUGCCUCCCCCUCCCCAGGCUGCAUGUAUUUCCGUUCUUACAUUUUAAAAUAAAUGAAUGCAGACGAAAGUCUAUAAAUGAUGUAUAUCAUUUCUUUGUACAUUAGAAAGUAUAACACAUAAUUAAUGACAAUACUGUUAUUGUUAUUAUUAAUCUUGUCUUCUUUUAUUGAACUAAGUAUAUAUUAUUUACGUAUUAAUUGUCACCGAGUUAACAAUGUCAUAUUUUUGAAAGAUAUUGGGAUGAAGUUAAUAAAAAUUAUGGAGUAUUAUAUAAGAAGUGGUAUAUAGACGAGAUCCGGUAGUAUUUAUUAAAUAUCUUUGUUUUUUCAAAAGCCUGCAUAUAAAAAAUGACAUAAGGUCAAUUUGGGGAAGACCGUCGGGCGGGUAAGGCCGUACAGUAAGGAAUACAACUAAUUCUUAAUAGCUACCUACAUAGCUACAAAUACAAUACAAAUACAGGCACAAGGGACAUUAAAUCUUAGUUCCCAAGGUUGGUGGCGCAUUGGCUAUGUAAGCGAUGGUUGACAUUUCUUACAAUGUAAAUGUCUAAGAGGGUUGGGUGACCACUUACCAUCAGGUGGCCCAUAUGCUUGUCCGCCUUCAUAUUGUAUAAAAAAAAAAUAGCAGCACGAUGUACGAAAACGGUUUACUGUUCUAAUAUCUAUAAAUUGAAGCCCAGGGCGUUAGUUAAAACACAGAGAGGAAAAACUUCAUUUGAAAUUUAGU
Molecule: messenger RNA, 2891 nt
Organism: Nymphalis io (European peacock)
Lineage: Eukaryota; Metazoa; Arthropoda; Insecta; Lepidoptera; Nymphalidae
Gene: TPT
Product: solute carrier family 35 member E1 homolog
Exons: 2
Coding region: 324-1250 (308 amino acids)
Cellular component (GO): Golgi apparatus
Molecular function (GO): antiporter activity
Source: RefSeq, a predicted model, not a curated record